UGUUUCUGGACUUGUUCUGUUCUCUGCUGUUUUCCAAAUAGAUUUGACAGACUAUUGCGCCAUAAAGGCUUUGUUUUCCGAUGGUAGAUGGGGAUAUUUGACUGUCGAAAGGAUAUGAGUUGCUAAUCAUUAAUCAGUGGGUCAUGUGAGACGCCAGCACGAUGUCUGAAGAUUACUUUAAGACGCUGGGACUUCAAUGGGGGGCAACUGAUGAAGAGGUGAAUAAGGCUUUCAAGAAACAUGCCAGGACUUGGCACCCAGACAAAAACGACUCAAUCAGAGCACAAAUAAAGUAUGAAGAACUCACAAAGGCGAAGGAUGUCUUGACCAAUCCCCUGAAACGCCGCAAGUGGGAGCAUGAGUUUUUACGUCGACACGGGGCCAGGCCAGAGACAACAUUGACUGGUCAUGGUUUAGAAGUUGCCCUAAGACCUGAUGAGACAGUCUCUUGCGUUGAUGAUGACAGUUCAUUUGACGAUUCUUUCUCUUGGAGUUCAUGGGCAAAAACUGAGGACUUUGAGAAAAAGCCUGAACAAAGUACAUCGAGUGGAAGAGCGGCGAAGUUUGAGGCAAAACCAAGCUAUGAUUCAUUUCUCGGUUCCCUGAGUACCCCACGUGACUCUAGUGGUGCUACAUCAAGCCAAUCAGGUAUUGGUUCCUUGAGUACCCCACGUGCCUCAAGUAGUGGUGCUACAUCUAGCCAAUCAGGUAUUGGUGCCUUUGGUGCCCAACGCGGUGCAGGGAUGUCCUACGCAGACCCCAAAACAAGUAGUUAUAUACCUUCUGCUGCAUCAGACUUGAGCCGUUCCAAAUCUAGCAAUUCUCACUCCAACAAAGCAAAACUUAAAGAAAUGGAUACCUUGUCGUCUGCAUUGUCAAAUCUCACUGUCAAACCGAAAUCUAGCGGUUCCCAGUUUCCCAAAGCAGAGUCGAAUUCCAGCAGUUCCUCAACUGCUGGCUUAGCAAGUGCUUUCAAAUCCAGUGGUGCGCAGGUUUCUGAUACAAAAGUUAAAUCGAAUGGAACCUUGCCUGCUGCUUCCCCAAGAGUCUCGAGUCGACCAACAUCUGGUCAUGUUCAGUCUAAAACCAAACCGAGCAAUUCCUCUGUUGAACCCAGUUUUAAGUCACAGGAAUCGUGGUCGAAAUUUGUGGAAAACAUCUUCAGUCGUUCGACAGACCCAAAGAUAAGUUCCACUGGUGAAGCGCCGACCAACUUUUUCACACCCUGCAAGGCCGCUACUGUUGAAACAUCAUGUCGUGCCAAAUCUAGCAGUUCGAACAUCUUGGUUCCUUCCCGGCCAGCCUUCAUGAACACUGAUGAUGAAGAACUUGGCCUUGAUCGCCGACAGAAGAAGAGUACCCAGGUGUCUAAAAAGGGACCUGCUGCACACCACGAGGUGCUAAAACUGGUUGAAAUGGGCUUCCCUUUAGAGGCUUGUAAGAAGGCCGUUCAUGUCACGGAACAUACUGGGCCAGAGACAGCAGUGCAGUGGUUACUGGAACAUGCCGAAGAUGCUGAUUUUGGCUCUCCAUUUGAAGAGCCUGUUAUGAAACCGUCUCCUCCAGGAAAUGCUUCAGAUGACGAAGAUGUCACCAUGCUAAUGGCACUGGGAUUCACCCGGGCCAUGGUCAUGCAUGCCCUCAAGGCAACGGACAGUGACACUGACUCUGAUCAGGAACAGACGUUGGAAUGUGACUUCAUCGAUGACAAAGAACCAAAGGACGUUGGUAGAGCGACGAACGAUGCUCGACGAAAACCAAAGGAUGUUAGAAGAGGGCAGAUGGCUGUUGAACGGGUGAGAAUAGCUCGUCCCCAAAUAGAGGCCAGAAAUACUAAUGACAAGCCAUGGCAAGGGGAAGGUUUGGUUCGUGAGCCAGAUCUUGAUGCCAAAUUUCUUCAAGAACUGGAGAGAAAGAGAGAUAAGGAUUUUUACAGACAGAUGCAGGACAUCAGGCGAAAGUUGCCAAUUUAUAAGGAAGCACGGAAUAUUUGCCAAACGAUCGAAGACAAUCAGGUGACAGUCAUAAAAGGCGAGACAGGUUGCGGCAAGACAACUCAAGUUCCUCAGUUCAUCUUGGACGACUUCAUCAGCAGAGGUCAAGGAUCUCUCUGUCGUAUCGUUUGCACUCAACCAAAGAGAAUCAGCGCUAUCACUGUGGGGCGUCGAGUAGCCCAUGAAAGAAAUGAAAGGUGUGGCGGUGUUACUCAUUCCGUUGGAUACCAGAUUCGGUUGGAAUCGGAAAGGCCAAGGCCGAAAGCCUCGAUCCUUUUCUGUACAACAGGAAUAGUCCUAAAGUGGCUGGAAAAUGAUCGAGACCUUUCCAGUUUUUCCCACCUUAUCCUGGACGAGGUUCAUGAGCGGGAUCUCCGCACCGAUUUCCUUCUCAUCAUUAUGAAGGAAGUCUUGCGCAGAAGACGCAAUCUGAAACUGGUUCUCAUGAGCGCUACGCUAAAUGCUCAGCAGUUUGCUGAUUACUAUCGAACCCGGGCAGGUGGUUGCUGCCCAAUGCUGAAUAUUCCUGGGCGGACAUUUCCUGUUGAGGAAUUCUUUCUCGAAGACGUUGUGGAACUAACCACGUACAGACCAAAGAAGUCCUAUCAAGGGCGAGGGAUAAACCAUGACAGAACACGGUUUGAGAAAUGGCUUUCGAACCUCGACACAUUUCAAUAUUCUAAUCAAACAAAAGAUGUUGUGAAAUCAGUCUACAAUGACCGCUACAUUGACAUGGACCUAGUCGCCACUCUUGUCCGCCACAUCUCCACAAAUAAACCAGCUGGGGCCAUCCUUGUCUUUAUGCCUGGGAUGGAGGAAAUAAACGCCCUCAGUGACAAGUUAUCCCAGCAAGAACUCUUCAGAUCAGAGAAAGCGUUCCGGAUUCUACAGUUACAUGGCUCGCUGAUGUCGACCGAAGAGCAGCAGAGGGUCUUUGAUCCCGCACCAGAUGGUGUGAGGAAAAUCGUCAUAUCGACCAACAUUGCUGAGACGAGCAUAACCAUGGAUGAUGUAGUCUACGUCAUCGACUGUGGGAAGCUGAAGCUGAAGAACUUCGAUGCCAGGAAGAACAUUUCCACCUUACAAGCGGAGUGGAAUAGCAAGGCUAAUUCUCAGCAGAGGAAGGGAAGGGCAGGGAGAGUCAAACCUGGCCUCUGUUAUCACCUCUAUACGCGGCAUCAACACGAAAGGCUCGUCGAUCAGCACAAGCCAGAGAUGCUUCGCCUAAGAUUAGAGGAGAUUUGUCUUCAGAUAAAAUUGCUGAACAUAUCACAGGGGAGGAUCACAGAGUUUUUUCAGCAGGCCAUGGACACAGUCCCUCAAAAGUCUGUUGAGAGAUCCGUUGAACUCCUAAAAAAGCUGAAUGCCCUCGACGCCAACGAAGAGCUUACCCCUCUUGGCUACCACCUCGCCCGGCUGCCAGUCGACCCACACAUCGGAAAGAUGAUCCUUUUGGGAGCAUUGCUUGGAUGUUUGGACCCGAUCCUCACGAUUGCAGCUAGCCUCGAUUACAAGUCGCCAUUCUUUGCUCCGAGGAAGAAGCAAGAAGAAGCAAAUGAGAAGAUGAGAAAGAUUGCAGACAAUACAUGCAGUGACCACCUCAUGUUCGUCAAUGCCUUCAACGGUUGGCAAGAGGCGAGGAGGCGAGGGGAUGAACGCGAAUAUUGCUGGGAUAACUUCCUCUCCAAGGAAACUCUGCAGACCAUAAAUAAAAAUAAACAACACUUGGCCGACUACGUCUAUGACCUUGGAUUCAUCUCUGAGAAGUCGCCAUCGGAUGAGGCAGCAAACAUCAACUCAGAGAACAAGAUGCUUCUUCGGGCUGUACUGUGUGCUGGGCUUUACCCAAACGUUGGGAUGAUAGUCACAAACCAACUUGUACUAGGCGUAGUCGCCCACUAUUUCAAGAUCGAAACGGCACAGGGUGAAGUUAACCUGCACCCCAAGUCUGUGAAUAAUGGUCAACAUCUGGACUACAAAUUCCUGGUCUACUACCAGAAGAUGUACACGUCAAAGGUGUUCAUCCACGAUUGCACAGCCAUCAGCCAUGUCCCUUUGUUGCUGUUCGCAUUGGACUUCGAAGUGAAAGAAAAGGCUAAUGGAAAGUGCAGCAUGGUAAUAGACUCGUUCAUCAACAUUGGUGCUUCGCGUGAAACAGCACGGCAAUUUAAGGCUCUUCACCAGGAAUUCUUUGAAGUUCUAGACGAGAAAUUCGAAAAUCCACAGCCAACAGACUGGUCCCCGAACUGUAGAGAGGGCCGAGUGAUGCUUGCCAUCUUACGCCAGAUAUCGGGUCGACAGGAAAAGUAGACAGGAGUGGUGUUUUGCGGUGCCGCGGAAUUGUUGACUUUCCGGGGUGUCGAUCACGUGGCCAAGUUUCUUCCCUCAGAUGACGGGAGGUUGGGGCACGUCGCUAAGACGUAUUCCCCGGAGCAAAGAUGGUAACACCUACUAUCAGAAACUCUGACGUUGCGAAGACCACCAUGGCCAGUGGAAUACUUAAAAGCCAAGAAGAGUCCAGGCCAUUGUAUAUAAUUUGUGUAUUUAUUUCAAUUGUCUUGAUAUCAAAUACUGAAUCCUACGAUCCAUGUUACAGUUGUUGUCAAAAUGUGCCAAAUAUAGCCGAUGAAACUUAAAGUUACCCAUUUCUUUGGCAAUCAUUCUAUUUAUGGCCGAUGGCGAUUGCUUCGCAUGCAUGUUAUAUAAGUGCCAUAUAUAAGCUUCAUGUUCUUCCAUACGGUGGGGACCAUUGCUACAGUUAUUGUUGUGCUGGUAGAGUCGAUCCCAUGGACUGUUCUUUGUUAUUGAGGGGUGUCAGCAAGUCCACAUACCAACGCGCUGCGGUGUAACCGUAUAUUGAACUAACCGCAUGGAAGAUGGACAUUGGAAAGGACAACCCUGAAUAACAAAAUAGACUCUCCUCUCUGGUGAUAUCAUAACAAGCGUACGAUUGUCCACAGUGAUAAUGUGGUUCUUGAAACGGUCAUUCUCACGGCACAACAGUGUCACAUGUAGGCAUGUUACUUUCUUUUCAAUGCAAUAAAAAAGGCCAUGAACACCUUUGCUCAGCUAUUUCAGUGGU
This is a messenger RNA of Lineus longissimus, 5076 nucleotides long. Its product is annotated as ATP-dependent DNA/RNA helicase DHX36-like. Lineage: Eukaryota; Metazoa; Nemertea; Pilidiophora; Heteronemertea; Lineidae. Gene Ontology annotation, molecular function: ATP binding; protein binding; G-quadruplex RNA binding. The coding region runs from base 162 to 4304 and encodes 1380 amino acids. The transcript has 21 exons. Gene Ontology annotation, cellular component: cytoplasm; intracellular anatomical structure. The record is from RefSeq and is a predicted model, not a curated record.